AUUAUUAUUGUGAUAUUAUCUGAAAAAUAUUAUUGUGAAUAUUCUUCAAAGAUUAUUUUUGUGACUAUUCUCCUCCGAAGUGUUCCGGAUGGCCUUGACUGAUCCCUAUCGCCAUCCCCACCACCACCAUCAUUGUUGAUAUUCUCCAUCUGUAUCUGGGUCACCUUUGUCCCAGUUUUUCUUCAUACCAACAUCUACCCAUAUAUAUAUUGAGAUCGAACUAUCGAUUGAGACAUUCCCGGAGUGGACCAGGGCCAUGAAAGCCAUGCUGCUCCUACGCCGGUUCCGCGUCCUGAUCUUCCUGGUCUUCCUGGUGGCCUGCACGCUCCACAUCAUGAUUGACCUUCUGCCCAAACUGGAGCGGAGGGCGGCGGGCCCUGGAGAACGAGCCGAAGGCGGAGGGGGCAACCCAGGAUGCUCCUGUGGCUCCAAGGCCGUGGAAGGGGCUCUGGAGUGGGGUCAAGGGCCACCCCAGAAGCGUCCACCGGAGCCUGACCCCCCUCCCGGAGCCCCCGACGGCUGGCCCAGCAAACACACGCUGAGGCUCCUGCAGGACUUCAGCAGCGAGCCCAGCUCCAACUUGAGCGCCCCUUCCUUGGAGAAGAAAGGGCCCGAGCGUGGUGACGGCUUCCAGAGGCGGGCCCCACCGCCUCCCCCCAACCGCUUGCUCUUGAACCCGGGGCCGGACCCCAACCACAAGGCACUCAUUCACGAAGGGGAUCCCAAGAGGCUGCUGCCCCCACCGGGUUUCUAUGGGACCGGUGAGGAAGGCGGCAAGAAGGCACCUUCUCCUCCUCCUCAUUCCUCAUCAUCAUCAUCUCCUUGGGCUUCCAAGCUGGCGGCCCUCUUCCAGCAUCCGCUUUACCAGAUGCCCGUCCCGGCCUUAGGCGACCGAGACGUCUUGUUCAGCGUCAAUAGCGACAUCCGCUUCAACCCCAAGGCUGCCGAGAAUCCUGAAUGGCAGAACGAAGGCAACGAAGACGAAGAAUUCCUUCCCACCGGAGAAACAUCGAUUGAUUCCUAUCCAAACUGGCUCAAGUUCCACAUUGGCAUCAACCGAUACGAACUGUAUUCCCGGCACAACCCGGCCGUUGCCGCCUUGCUUCACGAUCUGGCCUCCCAGAAAAUCACAAGUGUCGCGAUGAAAUCGGGAGGCACCCAGCUCAAGCUGAUCAUGACAUUCCAGAACUACGGACAAGCCUUAUUUAAGCCAAUGAAACAAACGAGAGAACAGGAAACUCCGCCAGACUUUUUUUAUUUCUCCGACUAUGAAAGACAUAAUGCUGAAAUCGCAGCGUUUCACCUGGACAGAAUCCUGGACUUUCGCCGAGUGCCACCUGUUGCGGGCAGAUUGGUUAACAUGACCAGAGAAAUCAGGGAUGUUACUCGUGACAAGAAAUUAUGGCGGACGUUUUUCAUCUCCCCAGCCAACAACAUCUGCUUCUAUGGCGAGUGCUCUUACUACUGCUCGACGGAGCACGCUCUGUGUGGGAAGCCAGACCAGAUUGAAGGCUCUCUCGCUGCCUUCCUGCCAGACCUCUCCUUGGCCAAAAGGAAGACUUGGAGGAAUCCGUGGAGACGCUCCUACCACAAACGCAAGAAAGCAGAGUGGGAAGUUGAUCCAGAUUACUGUGAAGAAGUGAAGCAAACGCCUCCCUACGACCGAGGGACCCGGAUCUUGGACAUCAUGGAUAUGACCAUCUUUGACUUCCUCAUGGGCAACAUGGACCGGCAUCACUACGAAACUUUUGAGAAAUUUGGGAAUGAAACCUUUAUUAUCCACUUAGACAAUGGAAGGGGGUUUGGAAAAUACUCCCACGACGAGCUUUCUAUCUUGGUGCCUUUGAAUCAGUGCUGCAGAAUACGGAAGUCGACUUACCUGCGCCUCCAGCUCCUGGCCAAGGAAGAGUACAAGCUGAGCCACCUGAUGGAAGAGUCUUUGCUGAAGGACAAAAUUGCUCCCAUUUUGUACCAGUUGCACCUGGAAGCCAUGGACCGGAGGCUUCGGAUAGUCCUCAAGGCCGUCCGGGACUGUAUAGAAAAGGACGGCCAGAGCAACGUGGUGGAAAACGACGUUGUCUCCGACACGGACACGAUUACGACCAAGAGGUAGUGAAAUCGCGAGACAGUCCCGGCUUCCUUUUAUUCGCUCUCUCCAAGAAGAAGAAGAAGAAGGAAACCAAGAAGAGAAGAAAACAUCCCACACACAAGAAACAGUCUUGCGAAGGACUGUGUGUAUGCCACGUUGUGAAUUCAGUGAAUUCAGAAAUUGCAAUCAUCAUCGUUCUCCAAGUAGUUUAAGGUGUAGACUCUUGAGAAGAAUAUCGGCUGCGGAGAAGCAGCUCGUGUCACCGGCGGGACGGACAAACAGACGGUGGUGGCUCUCGGUGACUUUUGGUGGAGGUGACCGUCCUGCUUCCCUUCGUCUCUAACUUAUUUCUUCCCUUGGCCCAUCGAAGGCAUUGGAUGACCCUUCAUGGGAGGUGGAGCUUCUGGUAAGCCCUACCUGCCUCGUGGUUGUGCAUUCCUCACCACGUUCUGCAGAACCGUGGGUGUGUUUGCACGCACGCAGUGGGAGGAAGCGCUCGCUUACGAGCCAUACUGGAUAAGGCUUGCGGGGGGAAAUCAAGGGAGAUAACGGCACGGCGAGCAGGAUUAUCUCUCUGUGUGCAAACCAAGAAGGAACACGUGGUGGUCGCUCUCCAAGUCCCCAAAGAGGAUGGGAAAGGUCUCUGGGAUGAUGUGACGCUCGCCUGCCGGCAAAACGGCUCCUCUCCUUUUCUCCUUUCGUUUGUACAGAAAGCAGAUCUUUAUUUAAUAUUUUGUAUUUAUAUAGAGGGGGUGGUUGUGGACUUUUCCAAAAAAAUGCAAACCUACCUACCAAAUUUUAUUUGAGAGAGAGGAAUCAGGUUAGCGUUCAUUGCUCGCAAGGUAAAUAAAGGCUGGCAUUGAGCUAAAGCACACUGGUCAGAGCAGGCAUCGUCCAACUUGGGUCCUCCUUCAAGGUGUUUUGGACUUCAGCUCCCAUAAUUCCCGGCCUCAGGCCCUUUCCUUAGUUGCCCAGACUAGUUUGAAGAUGUUCCCAAUUGUGACCCUCCCUCCAAGUGUUUUGGACUUCAGCUCCCACAAUUCCUGGCCUCAGGCCCUUUCCUUAAUUGCCCAAACUAGUUUGAAGAUGUUCCCAAUUGUGGCCCUCCCUCCAAGUGUUUUGGGCUUCAGCUCCCACAAUUCCUGGCCUCAGGCCCUUUCCUUAGUUACCCAGACUAGUUUGAAGAUGUCCCCA
Anolis sagrei ordinatus is the source of this 3283-nucleotide messenger RNA. NCBI's taxonomy places the organism in Eukaryota, Metazoa, Chordata, Lepidosauria, Squamata, Anolidae. The record is from RefSeq and is a predicted model, not a curated record.